This is a messenger RNA of Rhododendron vialii, 3118 nucleotides long. RefSeq names its product chloride channel protein CLC-d. Gene Ontology annotation, biological process: chloride transport; transmembrane transport. Lineage: Eukaryota; Viridiplantae; Streptophyta; Magnoliopsida; Ericales; Ericaceae. Gene Ontology annotation, cellular component: intracellular membrane-bounded organelle; membrane. Bases 365 to 2755 code for a protein of 796 amino acids. The record is from RefSeq and is a predicted model, not a curated record. Gene Ontology annotation, molecular function: voltage-gated chloride channel activity. The transcript is spliced from 23 exons.
GCAUUACUUCGUCGAGACUCGAGAAAUCAAACCGAAACAGAUCACCAAAGGAGGGAGAGAGAGAGAGAGAGAGAGAGAGUCGUUCACGAAUCUACGCUGUAGUCGGAGCCCCAUUUCUCGUAGAUUUUCUCCCUCCAUUUUUGCUCAACGCAAAAUCCAUCUUCCCCAAAUCCAAUUCACUCUUCCAAAUCCAGUUCACCUAUACAUGCGUAUACUAUUAUUCCUACACGAUCGAUCUCUCUUUUACUUGAAUCUCAGAGGCUCUGUUCAACCACCGGAUGUUAUACCGACUUGCAUCGUGAUCCAUCGAGACUACGUUAGGGUUUAGGAACUGACUCUUAGGUAUAGAAUUGGGAUAGGAAUCAUGCUGUCGAAUCAAUUUCAGAACGGAAUCGAGACGACAAAGCUCGCGUGGGCCCGGCUGCCGAACACGGAGGACGGCGAGGGGGACGAGGUCGUCGGGGUGUCGAGGAAGAACGAUGGAGCCCGAGUCGAGAGCCUGGAUUACGAAGUCGUUGAGAAUCACGCGUACCGGGAAGAACAGGCACAAAGAGGAAAGCUUUAUGUUGGAUAUUAUGUUGGCGUGAAAUGGUUCUUUGCGUUGCUUAUUGGCGUAGGAACUGGGUUAGCUGCUGUCUUCAUCAACAUUUCUGUUGAAAACUUUGCUGGAUGGAAGUUCUCACUGACUUUUUCUGUAAUUCAAAAAUCAUACGUCGCUGGAUUUCUUCUGUAUAUAUUGAUCAACUUGGUUUUAGUCUUCUCUUCGGCAUUUAUAAUCACCAAUUUUGCACCAGCAGCAGCAGGAUCUGGUAUUCCUGAGAUUAAGGGUUAUUUGAAUGGAGUUGAUACCCACGGUAUUCUUCUUUUCAGAACCUUGAUUGGAAAGAUAUUUGGAAGUAUUGGUUCGGUAGGAGGUGGCCUGGCCCUUGGCAAAGAAGGUCCUCUUGUACACACUGGUGCUUGUAUUGCUUCACUCCUUGGACAAGGUGGAUCAACAAAAUAUCAUCUAAGUUCCAGGUGGCUACAAUUUUUCAACAGUGACCGGGAUCGACGUGAUCUUGUAACCUGUGGAUGUGCAGCUGGAGUUGCUGCUGCUUUCAGAGCUCCAGUUGGUGGAGUGUUAUUUGCAUUGGAAGAAGUUACAUCAUGGUGGAGGAGCCAACUUAUGUGGCGUGUAUUUUUCACUUCUGCCAUAGUGGCUGUUGUGGUGCGUAUUGCUAUGGGAUGGUGUAAGAGUGGAAAAUGUGGACAUUUUGGAUCUGGUGGUUUCAUAAUAUGGGACAUCUCAGGUGGGCAGGAGGAUUACUCAUUCGAGGAGUUAUUACCAAUGGCAUUUAUUGGGGUCAUAGGCGGUCUUCUUGGAGCCUUAUUCAAUCAGCUUACACGUUAUAUUACCUAUUGGCGCCGAAAUUACCUACACAAGAAAGGAAACCGGUUCAAAAUUAUUGAAGUGUGUCUCAUCUCCGUGAUUACAUCUGUCAUUUCAUUUGGAUUACCCCUUUUUAGAAAAUGUAGUCCCUGCCCUGAAGCAGACCCUAAUUUUCCUAUUGCAUGCCCUCGGCCUCCUGGAAUGUAUGGGAAUUAUGUUAAUUUUUACUGUGGCAAGGACAAGGAAUACAAUGAUCUUGCAACUAUCUUCUUUAACACUCAGGAUGAUGCCAUACGAAAUUUGUUUAGUGCGAAAACAAUUCAUGAAUACAGCGCCCAAAGCCUGUUGACCUUUCUGGUAAUGUUUUAUACCUUAGCAGUGGUGACAUUUGGAACUGCUGUUCCGGCUGGUCAAUUUGUUCCUGGAAUUAUGAUUGGAUCAACAUAUGGACGUCUUGUAGGCAUGUUUGUUGUCAGCUUUUACAAGAAGCUUAACAUUGAAGAGGGAACAUAUGCUUUGCUAGGAGCUGCUUCAUUCCUUGGAGGUUCGAUGAGGAUGACGGUCUCACUUUGCGUUAUUAUGGUUGAAAUUACAAAUAACUUGAAGCUGCUACCUCUAAUCAUGCUCGUGCUUCUUAUAUCAAAGGCUGUUGGUGAUGCUUUCAAUGAAGGUCUGUACGAAGAACAGGCUCGUUUGAGGGGCAUUCCGUUACUUGAAUCAAGGCCUAAAUAUGAAAUGCGGAAAAUGCAGGCAAAGGAAGCAUGUGGGAAUCGAAAGGUUGUCUACUUCCCUCGUGUUAUUAAGGUUGCUGAUGUAGUUUCUAGUUUGAAAAGCAACAAUCAUAAUGGAUUCCCUGUGAUAGAUCACACAAGAAGUGGAGAAACACUUGUUAUCGGACUAGUGCUUCGGAGUCAUUUAUUGGUACUUCUACAAUCUAAGGUAGAUUUUCAGCACAGUCCGUUGCCCUGUGAUACCGGAGGUGGUUCUUUGCCGAUCAGGCACAAUUUCAGUGAAUUUGUCAAACCUGCUUCGAGCAAAGGGAUAUCUAUACAUGAUAUUCAUCUAGGUCCAGAUGACUUGGAAAUGUACAUAGAUCUUGCACCAUUUGUAAACCGCUCCCCAUACAUUGUCCCAGAAGACAUGUCUUUGACAAAGGUUUAUAAUCUUUUCCGUCAACUAGGAUUAAGGCAUAUAUUUGUCGUUCCACGUGCUUCCCGCGUUAUCGGGAUGAUUACCAGAAAGGAUUUGUUAAUUGAGGAGACUGAGGAUCCGGCUACAGUGGAGCUUCAAUCGACAAGUGUAAGAGAUCGGCUUCAUAACAUAAGACAUGGCACGAGGAAUGGAGAGGCAGAGAUCCCGCUACUCAAUGGUCUUCUGGCUCAAUAACAUUCCUCCGGUUGACGACGUCGUCUGAGCUUUCCCUGAAGAGUAAUUUUUCCCCUCUGCUUCCGCUGUUUCAUUCAUUAGUAGGUAGCUGAUUCUUUAUCCAGUAGUUUAUCCCUAAAUGCUGGGGCUUAGAAAUUGUAUCAUCUUCGUAGAGUUAGAGGGCUCUUGGUACCUUUAGUGUAAAUGGAUCUCACACAUGGCCUAUAUACUUAAUUUUUAUACAUUCACAUAUAAUGGGGAAAAUGAUGUAGAUAGUAGAGUCCUUUGAGGGAGUUUGUACAAUUAAAAUGAGGCCUUUAAUACCAACAGGGGGACUCCUUGCAUUUUGGACUAAUAAAUACUACAGGCACAUUUUGUUCCCCC